AUGUCACAAGUAAUAACUUUAGAAGGAUACAGCAAACUCAUUGCUGAAAACGAAAAGCCUCCAAACAACAAAGGAUUAGGCCAAAGCCAAAAGCAGAAGACUAGGAAAGUUAUGCCUACAGCCAAAACUACUGCAAAUACACAAAAAGAUGCAAUCAAUUCUUGCUCCAUGGACGUCGAUAUUUCUAGUGACAGUACCGUAAGUGCAGAGGAGCCAUUAGCGGAAGAGGAAUGGUCCGAUGACACUGCUGUUUUCGACUUUCUUCGCGUUGAUACAAAAGGAGAACCAGUUGUCAACCACCCAUUGACAAAACACAGCACAGAGAGAGACUACUUCCUUUCUUUAUUUACCAAUGAGAUGCUGGAGUAUGUGGUUCAGCAGACAAAUCUGUAUGCAGAGCAACAGAAACAAAAACGGCAAUCUGGUCAGACUAUAUGUGAAACUAUUCACAUAAAUGACAACAGGCUGAAUCCUCCAAGAGGGCAUCCAAACCACAAUAAACUUCACAAGGUCAGACCCCUUAUAACAUUUCUGAGCAACACAAUUUGUAAACCAUACACUGCUAGUAAGGUAUUGGCUGUGGAUGAAAGCAUGAUACCUUUCAAGGGACAGUCUUCGCUCAAGCAGUAUAUGCCUCUCAAGCCAGUAAAACAAGAAUACAAGGUACGAUGUUUAGCAGAUUCAAAGACUAACUAUGUCAUACAAUUUGAUAUUUACACAGGAAAAUCAAAUGACGGAUGUACAGAAAAUUCUCUGGGAGAGCGUGUAGUCAUUAGCCUCACCCAAGACCUGAAAUAUAGUAACAGUUUAGUAGCAUUUGACAACUUCUUCACCACAGUGAAUUUAAUGCAAAUGCUUUUGAACAAUGGAAUCUACUUUAUAGUGACUGUCAGAGCAAACCGGAAAGGGCUUCCUUCAAUGAUGAAAGAUAAAUGUAGGGUAACUAGUCCAGUGAGUGAACAGGCACCAGUGAAUGAACAGCACAGAUAUAAAUUUAAAAAAUAA
Molecule: messenger RNA, 1005 nt
Organism: Schistocerca cancellata (South American locust)
Lineage: Eukaryota; Metazoa; Arthropoda; Insecta; Orthoptera; Acrididae
Exons: 3
Coding region: 1-1005 (334 amino acids)
Source: RefSeq, a predicted model, not a curated record